Cricetulus griseus (Chinese hamster) is the source of this 1534-nucleotide messenger RNA. Lineage: Eukaryota; Metazoa; Chordata; Mammalia; Rodentia; Cricetidae. The record is from RefSeq and is a predicted model, not a curated record.
UUCGCAAACAAUGCCACCAGCAGGGGGGACCUUGUUUUCAAACACAUGAGCCUAUCAGAGAUGUUUUGCAUUUAUUCAUGAUGCCCACUCCCUCUGAAAUUGAGUCUCAGUCCUUCAUAUUCUUGUGACCCAGAUGUCUUCCUUGUCCACAUGACACUGGGCAUUAUUUGCAUUUUAACAAAGAGCUGCUUUGUUGAGAUCAUAGAAGUGACAUCGUGUGCCAUCUGAAGAGGACAACCAGAGCACAUCCACAGCAUCCACAGAGCUGUGAGACAGACUAAAAUCAUGCAGUCAAGUCAAAGGAAGCAGUAGAGCUCAGAAAAAAAAAAACAAAACAAAAAAACUCUUGAAAUUGGCAAGAGAUGAGAUACACGGACAGAAACAGGAGCAGGCUGGCCUAAAUUCUGCUAUGCUGGGAUUCAAUGAAGAGGUGUUCCUGGUUCUAAUUGUCAUUGAGUUUAUUCUUGGAAAUCUGGUGAAUAGUUUCAUUGGGUUGGUCAAUGGCAGCCACUGGUUCAAGAGCAAGAAAAUGUCUUUGUCUGACUUCAUCAUCACCAGCUUGGCCCUCUUCAGGAUCUUUCUGCUGUGGAUCAUCUUUACUGAUGGCCUUAUAAUAGUAUUCUCUUACCACAUCCAUGACUCAGGGAUAAUAAUGCAACUUAUUGAUGUUUUGUGGACAUUUACAAACCACUUCAGUGUUUGGCUUAUUUCCUGUCUUGGUGUUUUCUACUGCCUGAAAAUAGCCAGUUUCUCCCACCCCACAUUCCUCUGGCUCAAAUGGAGAGCUUCCAGGGUGGUCGUUGGGAUGCUGUGGGGUGCAUUGUUCUUAUCCUGUGUCUGUACCAUGUCUCUGAUGAAUGAGUUUAAGAUCUAUUCUGUCCUCAGUGGAAGCAGAGGCACGUCAAACAUGACCGAAUACUUGCGAUUGAAGACAAGCGAAUAUAAUCUGAUGCAUGUCCUUGGAAAUCUGUGGAAGCUUCCUCCCUUAAUUGUUUCCCUGGCUUCGUACUUUCUGCUCCUUCUUUCUCUGGGGAAGCACACACAGCAGAUGAAGCAAUACAGCAUUGGCUCCAGAGAUCAGAGUACUGAGGCCCACAAAAGAGCCAUCAGAAUCAUCUUCUCCUUCCUCUUACUCUUUCUCUUCUACUUUCUUUGCUUUCUGAUCUUGUCAUUCAGCCGUUUCCUACCAGGGACCAAGAUUGCCAGGAUAAUUGGUGUAGUAAUUACCAUGUCAUACCUUGUUGGGGACUCAUUUAUUCUCAUUCUGUGUAACAACAAGCUAAAGCAGACAUUUGUGGCAAUGCUUCCGUGUGAGUGUGGUCACCUGAAGCCUGGAUCUAAGGGUCCCUUUGCUUCAUAGAAUAUCAGAGGGCCUAGGCUGGAGCCUGGGGGUUCUUCAGCCUGGUUUAGCACUAGGGAGCCCUUCUGACUUUCCCAUUGAUCAGUCUAGACCAUCAAUAGGAGAGAUGUUGCCUGGUUUGCCCCUGAUCCUACCUGGCUUAAAAGCAAAUGCCACGCUUCUAAAGGCCUCUCU